CUCGAGGUGCUGCUGCAGCGCCUCGCGUCGGAGUGGCAGCUCCGUGUCCACGCUGGCGAAAUGCGGGUCGCCUACCGCGAGUCGAUUUGCAGCGCCGUGCGGCGCACGUCGACGCACGCCUCGCAGCUCAAGGAGGGGGGCGAGGUCCGCAUCGAGAUCGAGGUGGAGCCUUAAUCACCGCUGAGUCUCCGCAGUACACCCUGAGUAAGCAGUGGUGCAUCGCGAUCGAGGUGCGCCCUCUCGACCUCGCGGACGGCGCCGGCGCCGCGCCGCAGGAGGGGCCGCAGGAGGCGGCGGCGGUGCAGCACGCCGCUAGCGAGGCGGUGCGCUCCGCUCUGACGCGGCGCGAGCUCGGGCAUCUCCUCGACGGGAUGCGAGCGCCGCUGCGUACGGCGACCUCCUCGGCUUCCCGCUUCACGCGGCGCGCGCCGAGGUCUCGAGCAGGAGGCGGUCGCUGCGGCGUCGCCGGUGCUUCUCGAGCCGGUCAUGCGCGUCGAGGUGCAGACCGCCGAGCAGCACCUCGGCGCAGUGCUCAGCGAGCUGACUGGCGCCCCCUCUCUCCUAGAUGCGGAAGCCGGGCCCGCGUGCGCCCGCCGCGGCUCCGUCGAGAAGCUGCUCACGCCCUCCGACGCACUGCGGCAGACGGUGCUCGCGCGCGCGCCGCUCGCCGCGAUGGUGGGGUAUGCGAGUGCACUGCGCUCGCUCACAGCCGGCGAGGCCUCGCUCUCGAUGGAGUUCUCGCACUACGCUCGCGUCGAGCCCGCGGUGCAGCAGCAGCUGCUGCUGCAGAUGCGCGGCUAUGUCUAGAUCUAGCAGCCGACUACAGCGCGUGUCGUCUAUUGAUAGCCGUAAGUGGCCUGUCUUGGACCCCCGCGGGCUGAGUUGGCAGGAUCGGCAACUGGGGUCCGUUCUGACUAGUACAUGUAACACGUUCUGGCCCUCGCCAUUCUG
Molecule: messenger RNA, 951 nt
Organism: Emiliania huxleyi CCMP1516
Lineage: Eukaryota; Haptophyta; Isochrysidales; Noelaerhabdaceae
Product: elongation factor G
Exons: 7
Biological process (GO): ribosome disassembly; mitochondrial translation
Cellular component (GO): mitochondrion
Molecular function (GO): GTPase activity
Source: RefSeq, a predicted model, not a curated record